GGGCCUGCAUUUAAGGUCCCGAGCUGUAUUUGCACUUGUGGUGCAUUGGAGUUCAGAAGAACGUUGUCAACAUGUCGGCAUUUAAGAAGACAAAUGUUAAAGUUUAUUCUAAAAAUGAACAGAAGUUAACACCUGAUAACAUUUAUUGGAAACAAUUUGGGGUACCAGUUCUGUUAAAGGAGUUUGGACCUGUGGAUUAUAUUAAUUUUUCUCCAAUUGAACCAUAUCAUUUUGCUGUAACAUGCUCUGUCAGGGUUCAAAUAUACAACCCUAUAACAAAAACAGUAUGGAAAAACUUGUCCAGAUUUCGAGAGGCAGCAUACGGUGGUUCUUUCCGAUCAGAUGGUCGUUUGCUCUGUGCAGGAGGUGAAGAGGCAGUUGUUCGAAUGUUUGAUGUCAGCUCUAAAACACCCUUGAGAGUAUUCAAAGGCCAUUCAGCGCCAGUUCAUCGGUGUUUUUUUACCCCGGAUAACACUCAUAUUUCGAGUUUUUCUGAUGAUAAAACUGUCCGUCUAUGGGACAUACCAAGUGAAAAAGAGCUUUCAAUAUUUUCAGAUCAUCAGGACUAUGUUCGAGCUGGUGCUGUAUGCCCCUCAUCCCCCGAUGUUGUUUUAUCUGGCAGUUAUGAUCGAUCUGUUCGAUUGUAUGACACCCGUACCAGUACCCAAGUGUUAACUGUGGACCAUGGCUCGCCUGUAGAAAGUGUCCUGUUCCUACCUUCUGGUGGAAUAUUCUUAUCAGCAGGAGGAACUGAGAUUCGAGUGUGGGAUGCUAUAGCAGGUGGGAGACUACUAGCCAAAAUAUCGCAACAUCAUAAGACAGUUACAUGUCUUUCUUUAGCAUCUGGAAGUAAACGAUUACUUUCAUCAUCACUUGACCGACAUGUUAAGAUUUAUGAUGUUUCAACUUACCAAGUUGUUCAUACUUUAGAUUAUCCAAAUGCCAUCCUCAGUGUUGCUGCAAGUGCUGAUGAUGAAACUGUAGUAGCAGGAAUGGUCGAUGGCUUAGUUUCAGUUAGUCGACGUGAGACAAAAGAAAUCCCAUCCAAACGAGAAAGACAUAAGGUCUCAUAUAGAUAUGUGAGUGACCAAAGAGAAUUUCCUACAGCUGACGUUGUUGUGCGUGAAGCAAAUGCUGAUACAAUGUCUAAGAGUGAUACAUUUUUACGCAAAUUCCAAUAUUCAAAAGCAUUAGAUAGUGCUCUUCUACCUUAUGUAGUGAACAAAAACCCACAUGUCACUGUAUCUGUAUUACAAGAAUUAAUGAGGAGGAAAGGGUUACAAACAGCUUUAGCUGGAAGAGAUGCUAAAUCUCUGUUGGCAAUUUUAAGAUUUCUUGUUAAAUAUAUUGGGGAUUAUAGAUACUCACGAACAGUAACAGAUGUAUCCAAUGUACUUUUAGAUAUUUAUGGUGAUUCAUGGGAUAAAUUCCCUCCUGAUGUUUGUCAAAUGGUCCAGAGGCUUUCUGUCCGUGCCAAAGAUGAAGUUACAUUUACUCAAAAUCUAGCCUCCCUGGAAGGUAUGAUGGAAAUUCUUCUUGCUGGCUCGUCAGUGGUCUCAUCAGAAUCUGAAGGAUCAGCAGGAAUUAAAUCUACACAAUCAGCACCCACUUGGCAUCCAUCUGAAACUGCCCAGAAGACAUUUAUUGUAAAUGUCAAUUGAUGAUAUUUUUCAAACUUGAAUGGGAGAGCACAAGUGGACCAAUAAACUUUACUCUUCUCAAAA
Molecule: messenger RNA, 1724 nt
Organism: Frankliniella occidentalis (western flower thrips)
Lineage: Eukaryota; Metazoa; Arthropoda; Insecta; Thysanoptera; Thripidae
Product: U3 small nucleolar RNA-associated protein 15 homolog
Exons: 9
Coding region: 72-1661 (529 amino acids)
Biological process (GO): rRNA processing; positive regulation of transcription by RNA polymerase I
Cellular component (GO): nucleolus
Molecular function (GO): protein binding
Source: RefSeq, a predicted model, not a curated record